CAGUCCCGCAGCGUCACUGUCAGACACCCACGCACGCACGCACGGUCUCAGCGUGCUCGUCCCGGUCUCGCCGGCGGAGGGAGAGAGCCGGAGAAAGGGGAAUGCCGCGGCGGUGAUCGCGUCCGAUUGAAGGGGCAAGGCGCCGGUUCAAGGGGUUCCGGCGUCGGCCGCCGUCGACGGGUUAAGGGGCGCCAAGCGCCGGCGGUGGAGCGGGCCUAGGCGACCGCCGUGUAGGGGAAUGGCAAGGCUGCGGAAGAGGAAGAGGGGGACGGGGAGGGGGAGGGGCGUGAGGUGGCUGAGCCACUACUCAUCGGGGCAAAGCAUUCUGAUCGUCGGAGACGGGGAUUUCUCCUUCUCGCUGGCUCUCGCCGCCGCGUUCGGGACGGGCCGGAACAUCGUCGCGACGUCGCUGGACUCCUAUGAGGCUCUGUCUCGCAAGUAUAUCAAAGCACAAUCAAAUUUAAUGCGGUUGAAGAGAAUGCAUGCCACGGUUUUGCAUGGUAUCGAUGCAAAUACAAUGAAGGGACAUACUGAUCUGAAGAUGAGACUAUUUGAUCGGAUUGUCUUUAAUUUUUCUCAUGCUGGAUUCAGUGGAAGAGAGUGUGAGAUGCACGUCAUCAGAUCGCACAGGGAGCUGGUGAGGGGGUUCUUUGGCAACGCGCGAGAGCUGCUUCAGCCGUAUGGUGAAAUCCACAUUAGCAACAAGACAGGACAUCCUUACGACCGGUGGGAUAUUGAGCAACUCGCCUCAGAAUCUUCUCUGGCUAUGAUUGACAUAGUUAGUUUCCAGAAACAAGACUACCCUGGCUAUAACCCGAAGAGAGGAAGCGGUGCAAAGCCCAACAAACCAUUCCCUCUUGGUGACUGCAGCACAUACAAGUUCAUCGCGAAACAUAAUGAUGCUCAAGAAGAACGUGCAUGUUGCUCCUACAUUUGCCAAGAUACAUAUGUCUCGCCGUACUUUGACUAUGCGAGCGGUCUCGCCGCACUCGGAGCUGGGAAUGGGGGGCACCUUGCAUACUGAUGAAAUGUAGUGAACCGGUCCUCGUACUAAGGUUGUGUUAACAAACUGGUUCUGAAACCUGGGAUGCUUUUGGUGAACUUGAUGUGGGACGACUUUUCAUGUCAUGGAGUACCUUCGGACUUCCAUGGACAUGGCAUGGCCCGUGCUGAUAUGAAGCACCAUCCAUUACUGUAAUUAACUAGAGGCACUGCUGAAAGUAUGACCGACAUUAUGUGAUGAAAAUGCAGGCGCUUCUCUUGCAAUGGUUUGCGUGGCCUGUAUGUUUAUUUUGGGGUUUGUUUCCCCUUGUAUCAAUUGCUGCAGAU
Molecule: messenger RNA, 1329 nt
Organism: Triticum aestivum (bread wheat)
Lineage: Eukaryota; Viridiplantae; Streptophyta; Magnoliopsida; Poales; Poaceae
Product: heavy metal-associated isoprenylated plant protein 41-like
Exons: 3
Coding region: 239-1024 (261 amino acids)
Biological process (GO): rRNA base methylation
Cellular component (GO): cytoplasm
Molecular function (GO): rRNA (uridine-N3-)-methyltransferase activity
Source: RefSeq, a predicted model, not a curated record